CGGCUCUCCAAGCACCUGUUUGGUUUUGUGGGAGGCAGCGAUGACUCGGCUCCCCACCGCUCCCCUCGGGCGGCUGCAGUGCUGGCAGCCCGACCAGGAACCGGUGGAGGAGGCAGGGGAGAAACUGAGAGAUGUCAUUCAUAUAGCUGUGGAAGGCUUUAUCAGCUCUUGAGGAGACUUUCCCCUGCACACAAACUCGCACCACUCAAGGCUGGAGCUGCAGUGGAGGAAAAUGGAGCCUGGAGAUCUCCUGGCAUUUGUCUCCACAGAAAUGAAUCGUACAACGGUCACCCUGGCUUUGCUGGUGGUCUUCCUGGUCCUGCUGUAUUGGUACUCCACAUCUGCAUUCUCCAAACUAAGCAAAGUAGGGAUCCAACAUCCUCCACCUCUUCCUUUCAUUGGAAACCUGCUCUUUUUCCGCGAGGGCUUUUGGGAAAAUCACACAAAACUCAUAACGGAGUAUGGACCUGUUUGUGGGUACUACAUUGGUCGCCAGAUGUUUGUGGUGGUCUCCACACCAGAGAUGAUCAAGCAAAUCUUAGUGACAGAAUUCAGUAACUUCACCAAUAGAACUAAGCCGAACUUGAUUUCGAAGCCAAUGCUUGACAGCAUCCUUUGUCUUCGUGAUGAGAGAUGGAAGUAUGUCCGGAGUCUCCUGGCCCCAGCUUUCAGCGAUAGCAAACUGAAAGAGAUGACACCGCUAAUAAACCAGGCCUGUGACGUCCUGCUGUGUAACUUGAAAGUCUAUGCAGAUUCUGGCAAAGCUUUUGACAUCCAGAGGUCUUACAACUGCUUUACCUUGGAUGUCGUUGGUAGCGUAGCUUUUGGUACUGAGGUGGAUUCUCAGAAGAAUCCUGAUGACCCCUUUGUUAAGAAUUGCAGAACAUUCUUUGAAAUGUCUUUGUUUAAGCCCCUCCUCAUUCUAAUCCUUUCUUUCCCAUUCAUAAUGAUCCCAUUGCUCCGGAUUUUGCCCAACAAGAAACAAAAGGAAUUGAAUGGAUUUUUUAUCCAAACCAUAAAAAAUGCAAUUGUCUUUAGAGACCAGCAAGAUGCAGCUGAGAGGCGCAGAGAUUUUCUCCAGUGGAUGCUCGACUCCCGCGACUCAGCUGACUCCCUGGCAGCCGGGUGUUUUGAUGUGAUCAGUCCAUCUGCCGCUUCCAGACAGAACAAGGCACCUCUUGCUGGCAGGGCCCCAUCUGAAAAGGUUCAGAAGACGUUAACAGAGGAUGAGAUAGCAGGCCAAGCUUUCCUGUUCCUGAUCGCUGGCUAUGAGACCACCACUAGCACGCUGUCCUUUGCCACGUAUUUGCUAGCCACCAACCCAGAGUGCCAGGAGAAGGUGCUUCAGGAGGUUGAUGAGUUCUCAGCAAAACAUAUGGUCCCUGAUUAUCAAAAUGUACAAGAACUUCCUUAUCUGGACAUGGUGAUUGCAGAGACGUUGCGCAUGUACCCACCUGCAUUCAGGUUCACUCGGGAAGCAGCUAAAGACUGUGUGGUGCUGGGGCAGCGUAUUCCAGCCGGGGCUGUCAUUGAAACCGCCGUUGGACAUCUCCACCACAACCCUGAGCUCUGGCCAGAGCCUGAGAAGUUCAUUCCUGAGAGGUUUACAGAGGAAGCCAAGAAGGAGCGACAUCCCUUUGCAUACCUGCCCUUUGGGGCAGGACCCCGUGGCUGCAUUGGCAUGAAAAUGGGUUUGCUGGAGACAAAAAUUACUCUGCUGAGGAUUUUGCAGAAGUUUCGAUUUAAGACCUGCCCAGAGACUGAGAUCCCUUUGCAGCUGAAAUCAAAAGCCACACUUGGACCAAAAAAUGGAGUCUACAUUACGCUAGAAUCUCGCUAAAAGAAAAUAUACAUCCUGAAGCCUCCUGGGAUGGGACCGCUUGUUCAGUGACUCACUGGGUGUAAUUAUUUUUCAAAACCCCAAAGACAGGUAGGAGCCUAAGUCCCACUGAUGGUCAGUAGGUGCUGCCUCACUGCCCUCCUGUGGGAGAGCCUCCAGCCACUUUUUCAAAUGAGAUGUGGGCUCCACAGUCUUUUUGGUGGUUUUCAAAUUGCUGUGAAUAGUAUCUGUAAAGAAGCAUCCCACUUUCACUUUCUUUUCUACAUUACACUUCCUUUCACUCAUCUUUGAGAACGUUUUCUUCAUGUUUAAGUUCAGUAAACGGAGCAGGUGUUAAGCGUACACACAAUUUACAACAGAUUUUAAUUACAAUUCAUUAUCUCACGCAUCCUUCUCGUGCACUUAGAAGUCUCUACUCUAGAAAAAGCCCAAGAGGCAUCACAGUUAUAGCAGAAGACCUGGGAUCCAGUGCAUUAGAUUUUAGCAUGAACUCUCCUAAAAAUCAAAGCUGAGUGUCCUGCACAAUGUUUAAUCUCUCCCUGUGUCCGUAAAUUGGAAGGACUUGCACCUUCUUCAUGCUUUUGAAGUAAUUUGAAAUACACUUAAAUGAACAGUUUGCACCUGACACAUUGCAUCUACACGACUGAAGAGUAAAGGCUUCUCCUGCUUACCAGAUAAGUAGCUAAGACCGAAGAAAUGUGGUGACAGCCAUUUUUCUGUCUACCAAACUGCUGUUGGAAAGGUGGAGAAAGAGAAGAUAGGAAUUUAAAGAAAGCAGGAGGACCGGAGGAAAUUUAAGGAUACUCAGAAGGUGUUGGUACAACACCUGCUUCACGCUGAGGCCUUUCGUCUCCAAGCACUGCAGUUGGCACCAUCCUUGUCUAGCUCAAGGAAAUGAAGAGCGCUGCAUGCACUAAAGCCAACGGCAGGGGAGUGGAAUCCAGGAUCAUCAGUCGCAGCAGCUCCCUUGAUUCCUUAUGUGGCGCUGCAGCAGGUCACAUCCCAAAGUGCCUCACUUCACUCUAGGAAAGAACUUGUCUGAUUGCCAACUGCAGCAGCACCUUGGAGCCAUUUGUGUGACUGUGAACAUGCAUUUUCACAGACAAAGCAGCAGUACGCUUCCAAUCGUCACAUUCCUUCCAUGCUCUUUCCUGCUCCUCUACAAAGCCCUUCAAUCACCACACACCUAGUGGAGCAUCACACAGCAAUGAUCAACUGACCAGAAAAAAAAAACAACCAAAAAACAUUUCCUUCAGUGGGCACCGCAAACUGGUUGGCUGCACAACAAAACCAUGAGAGGAGACGGUCUCAGGCUCAGGGUCCUUUUUUUCUUUUUUUAAGUUUUUAUAAACAGCAAGAAUUCUUAGAGCAUCAUAAAAAUAAGGAGGCACCUUUUGGUUCUUUCCAAGCGUUGACCUUCUGCCUGCCGACGUACUCUGCUUCAGGUUUCUUUAGGUACAGCAUCUCUCUGGGUGGUGUGCACAGAGACGUGUCAUGGCAGCAGGAGGAAGAGGCUGACUGCUCAGCUUCACGGCAAGGAUUGCUGGAGGGAGCCAUCUGCUCACUGAUCCCUAGCUAGUUCCCGAGUUUCUCUCCAGCAGGCACCUUUUGCUGCCUUCUUCCCACAUGCCGCCUUAACACUGAUCAUAUUGCUGUAUUUUGCUCCUGGAAGAUUUUUGUCUUUCUCUUUCACGGGAUUAUUUUUUUUUUUAAACCAGAACUGUACAGGUAGUAGUAGUAAAGUACCAACCCGGCAGUCUCGGAAUUGUUUGUAUUUCCGUGGAGCAUCUCUGGCAUGCUAAAAAGUGCCCUGUUACAGAUACACUGAUUAUAUAAAUUACUGAUGGAGUGAUCGUUAUUUAUUUGAAAAGCAACAAACUGUAUAUACCCUCAUUUUUACACAUUAUCCGUAAUUUUUCCCUCUUGAAAAUAGUGUGCUAGCAGCUGAUUUACUGCACAACUUAUACAUACAACUGGCAAAAAGUUGGAUGGGCCUUGCCUAAAAACUCUCACCUACCUGAAUGAGCAGGAAGCUCAUGCCAGUCUGAAGUCAGCUGUCGAAGGCUUGUUUGUCCCUUCAAAAUUUUUUUACUGUUUUUCUUCCUUAUGUGAAUCAGCAGGUCAUUGUGUGCUUCAUUUUUGACCAGAUGCUCCAAGCCUAAAUCAAGCUUGUGCCUUUCUUCCAUAUGGACAUGUAUGGACUGUUCUACAGUGUGUCUGAAUGCUGUUUAUAUCCUCAAUAUUUAUCCAAGAAAGUGCCACUAACAUGUAGAGUAGCUGAACAACUGAUAUUUCUGUGUCCAAACAGAGCAUUAUUGUCUUGCAUACCGUGUUAACUCCACUGGAAUAAAGCAGUACUGCAGUGGCUGCAACUGGGCAUCACAUUUUAAAGGCUUGGAAAGUGCACCAAGAGUCUUUCCCAGCCACUUAUAAGUUGAACACGGACGGUAUGCGCUUGACUCUGCACUGACAUUUUUUCAACUGUCCUGCAAAGUUUUCCGGUUAGGAAGUAUUAUCUGUUUCCACCUGUCAGUUUGUAGUGGUAUGGAAUAGAGGAAUUAUUUUUGCAAGCUGACUUGAUUUCCAGAAAUCAAGUCAGAUUUCUGGAAGUGCAUCAUCCCGUGUUCUACAUGCAGGCCUAGCGAGACAGCUCGAGAAGCGAGACGGAGAAAAGGCUGCCAACUUCCUAGUAAUAUAGGAAGAGCCCGAGCCAUCUCCUCCUUUUAAACAACGGCUGCUGAUACAGUCACAAGACACUGCACGGACAUUUUACCAGGACACUUAAUGAUGCUGGCCCUCGCCCUGGCUGUGUGGGCUCAGCAACAUACCUAAAGAAAGAGCCACACUGAGGGACCGGCGCUGCUUUAGCCCCUCUAGAAAAACACAUCGUCAAAAACACACGAUGCGAGACUGACAGCAGCUCUCCAAAACAGAAACUGGUAAUAUCGUGUUAAUCACAGUGUGUCUGCGCAUCCAAAUGACGCAGUCCCAAACUGAUCCUGAGCAGAGUUGCUUUCAGGAGUCAUAAAAAAAGAAACCCUACCAAAAAAAAAAAAAAAAAAGAAA
Molecule: messenger RNA, 4906 nt
Organism: Chroicocephalus ridibundus (black-headed gull)
Lineage: Eukaryota; Metazoa; Chordata; Aves; Charadriiformes; Laridae
Gene: TBXAS1
Product: thromboxane A synthase 1
Exons: 14
Coding region: 233-1840 (535 amino acids)
Molecular function (GO): thromboxane-A synthase activity; heme binding; iron ion binding
Source: RefSeq, a predicted model, not a curated record